UGCGACGUGCAGGUGCUGCUCUCUCUGGAGCGAGGAGUCUGGGCCCCCAACCUGCACUUCCUCCAUCCUAACCCUGACAUCCCCGCCCUCACCGACGGUCGGGUUCGCGUCGUCGAUCGGCCUGUUCCCGUCCGAGGAGGCAUCGUAGGGAUCAACUCCUUUGGAUUCGGAGGUUCCAACGUUCACGUCAUCCUUCGUCCGGCUGAGAAAACGGCCGCCUCGGCUUCACCCGGGAAGCUUCCCAGAAUGCUUCAGGCCUGCGGGCGCACAGAGACGACGGUGAGCUCCGUCCUGCAGAAGGGGAAGGAACACGCUGCGGACAACGCCUUCCUGUCUCUGCUGAACGAAGUGUCAGGAGCGCCCGCCGCCAGCAUGCCCUACAGAGGUUUUGCUCUGAUUGGCUCUCAGAGCGACGUCAUGGAAGUGCAGCAGGUGCCGGGCGCCGCCAGGCCUCUGUGGUACGUUUGUUCAGGUAUGGGGACGCAGUGGGCCGGGAUGGGCCGCAGUCUCAUGCAGCUGCCAGACUUCAGAGACUCCAUUCUGCGGUCCGAUGCGGCGCUGAAGGAGACGGGGCUGGUGGUGUCUCGUCUGCUCAUGGAGGCUCAGGAGGACACGUUCGAAGACACCGUUCACGCCUUCGUUGGCCUGGCUGCAGUACAGAUCGCUCAGAUCGAUCUGCUCACCAAGCUGGGUCUGCAGCCCGAUGGCAUCGUGGGGCACUCGGUGGGAGAGCUAGCCUGUGGCUAUGCUGACCGCUCCCUGAGUCACAGCGAGGCCCUCCUGGCUGCGUACUGGAGAGGCCGCUGCAUCAAGGAGGCCAGCCUUCCUCCAGGAGGCAUGGCUGCAGUGGGGCUGACCUGGGAGGAGUGCAUCGCUCAGUGUCCUCAGGGGGUGGUUCCAGCCUGCCACAACGCUGAGGACACGGUCACCAUCUCCGGCCCUCAGGAAGCAGUCAGUGCCUUUGUGUCCGAGCUCAAACAACAAGGAGUGUUUGCAAAGGAAGUGCGCAGUGCCGGGGUGGCGUUUCACUCCUACUACAUGGCCUCCAUCGCUCCAGCCCUGCUCGCAGCUCUGAAGAAGGUGAUCAAAGAGCCAAAGAAGCGUUCGGCGCGCUGGGUGAGCACCAGCAUCCCUCAGUCUGAGUGGGACUCUGCUUUGGCUCUGCACAGCUCGGCUGAAUACCAUGUCAACAACCUCGUGAGCCCCGUGCUGUUCCAGGAGGGCCUGAGCCUGGUGCCCGAAAACGCCGUGGUGCUGGAAAUAGCUCCGCAUGCUCUGCUGCAGGCCAUCCUGAAGCGCAGCCUGAAGCCCACGUGUUCAGUCGUCCCCCUGAUGAAGAGAGGUCACACCAACAACCUCGAGUUUUUCCUCUCGAACGUCGGGAGGAUCUUCAUGAACGGCAUCAACGUGGACGCCAACGCCCUGUGCCCCGCUGUGACCUACCCUGUGCCAGUUGGUACUCCAAUGAUCUCGCCCUUGGUGCAGUGGGACCACACCCAGACGUGGGAUAUCCCUAAAGCGGAACACUUCCUGUCGGGCUCGGGAGGCUCUGGUUCUGCGGCGGUGUAUAACAUUGACGUCAGCCCAGAGUCUGCAGACCACUAUCUCAUUGGACACAGCAUCGAUGGGCGUGUCCUCUACCCGGCGACUGGUUACCUGGUGCUGGCCUGGCGCACCUUGGUGAGGAGUCUAGGGGUUGUCAUGGAAACGACGCCCGUAACCUUUGAGGAUGUGACUAUCCACAGUGCCACCAUCCUGUCAAACGCCAGUGCGGUCCAGUUGGAGGUGCGUCUCAUGCCCGCCACCAGCAGGUUCGAGGUUUCGGAGAACGGGAGCCUGACUGUCAGCGGUAAGGUGAGCAUCCUGGAGGAUUCGGCACUCGAUUCAUUCAACGGUGAGAUCAGCCGGGAAGCUGCCGACAGGAGAGACGCCUCGAUGAAGCUUAACGCACACGAGAUCUACAAGGAGCUCAGACUGCGAGGCUACGACUAUGGAAAAACCUUUCAGGGCAUCUUGGAGUCAAACACAGCAGGAGACCGUGGGAAGCUGGAAUGGACAGGAAACUGGGUGACGUUUCUGGACACCAUGUUGCAGAUGAUCGUCUUGGGGCUGCCGGGUGGAGGUUUGCGUUUGCCGACCAGAAUCCGCUCCGUGUGCGUCCAUCCUGCUGCACACCUGGAAAAAGUCAGCGAGCACGCUGAAGGAAAGCAAGCGGUUGAUGUCCACGUAAGCCGUUACCUUGACAACAUCACUGCUGGUGGAGUCCAGAUCUGUGGCCUGCACGCCACAGUAGCCCCUCGCCGGCAGCAGCUGCAGAGCCCGCCCACACUGGAGGAGUUCCUGUUUGUUCCUGAUGUGGAGACGGACUGCCUUACAGCCAAUGGGAAGCUGGCAGAGCAGCUGAGGCUUUGCAAAGUUUUGAUCCACACACUGCAGCAGAAGAUGGCCCCUCAUGGUGUCAAGCUCUCCAUCCCGGGGUUACAGGGGGGGUCUGAUGCACCUCCUCCCAGCGGUGAGCCUUCUGAGCCCAGCCUGCUGCGGCUGCUAACCCUGCUCUGUGGCCUCGAGUUCAAUGGGAACCUCCACUCUGAGCUGGAGCAGGUGGUGCAGAAGGAGCGGCUGUGCCUGCUUAAAGACGACCUGCUCUAGGGUCUGCUGGUCGACGACGCCCUGAGACAUUGCCUCGACAUCACGGUGGAAAACAGCACACCUGGCAGGAUCAAAGUGUUGGAGGCUCUCUCAGAUGACGGCCAGCUCUUCUGUCGCGCCGUGCCCCUGCUCAACAUCCAGCCCAUGCUCCGUGUGGACUACACUGCGACUGCGGCCAGUCUGGAGCUUCUGGCCCCCCACCAGGCUCCCCUGGAGGAGCUCGGUGUCGCUGCGGCUCAGUGGGAUCCUCUGACCAGCCCAGCUGCUGGAGACGUUGCUGUGGGGGCGGACCUGGUGCUGUGUAACCAUGCAUGGGGUCCAGUGAAGACAGAGCCCAGGCUGCUGGUAGCAAAUCUGGCAUCUGGAGCCAAAGAAAGUGGGUUUGUUCUCCUCCACACGCUGCUGAAGGGGGAGACUGUGGGGGAGGCUGUGGCCUUCCUGUCCAGCACUGCUCAGAGCAGCAGCCAGCAGGGACUCCUCACACAGGCUGAGUGGGAGGAAGUGCUCUCAGAGGCUUCUCUUAACCUGGUGGCUGUCAGGAAGUCUUUCUACGGCUCCGCCCUCUUUCUGUGUCGCCGUCAGUCUGUGAGUAAACAGCCGGUUUUCCUGCCUGUGGACAGCAAAGACUAUCAGUGGGUGGAAACGCUCAAGGAAGUGAUGUCAGAGUCCUCAGACCAUCCAGUGUGGCUGACUGCUUCUCAGGCAGAGUGUGGGAUUGUGGGAAUGGUCAACUGUUUACGGCAAGAGCCUGGUGGCAACCGGAUACGGUACGACAUCGUUAACAGCUCGUUGUUCUCACACUGCAGCUUUUAUGUAGAAAGGAUCACACCAAGACUUUCAGUCAGGAUUUAGAGUCUUACUGAUGAUCACUAAUGUGCCAGAGCACAGGUUUCUAAUAGACUCAGCACAAGUGUAAUCAGUGAGGCUUCCUCAGACGUUAACACUUCAUUGUACAGUGGAAACAUAGUGGAUCCUUUCUGUUGCUUAUAUUUCUGUGUAAAGUCAAAAUGAUAAGGAUCAGUUUUU
Messenger RNA from Haplochromis burtoni (Burton's mouthbrooder), 3675 nucleotides. Its product is annotated as fatty acid synthase-like. The transcript is spliced from 17 exons. Gene Ontology annotation, cellular component: cytoplasm. The record is from RefSeq and is a predicted model, not a curated record. Lineage: Eukaryota; Metazoa; Chordata; Actinopteri; Cichliformes; Cichlidae. Gene Ontology annotation, molecular function: fatty acid synthase activity. The annotation marks the transcript as partial. Gene Ontology annotation, biological process: fatty acid biosynthetic process.